UGUAACUGCAUCAUGUUUCAGCCCCUAAUUUUCGCCGCGAACGAGUUUUGCAGCUCAACCUCGGCGAGCGGACGUCACGCGGAGCAACACGCGUUUGGCGCAACAUCGACGUCAUUUGAAGCGACUUUUGACAAUGCAAAAUGUCCUCAGAGACUCUUUUCAAGCAAAACGUCCGCGAUUGUUGUCAGCGUGGAGAAAUGCGGGCGGCAGCUUUGCAAGAAAAAGAAAUUGAAAGUGUCGGAGUGAACAACUUCUGGAGCGGGACAUUGGGCUUGACUUCCGCGUGCGUUUUACUCCCUUCCGUGAAGAUGUCACUAAAACUUGUUGCCUGCGUCUACAUCCACCCUGCCAAUCAACUUAGGGGGUCGUCUGCUUUUUUGCUCGAUGCCGGCGAGGGGUUCAGCCUCAACUCCUCGAGAGCACGAACGAGUCAAACGGGAGAGAGAGAACGGAUGGGUGGACGACGAAGAUGAUGAUGAUGAUUUUAUUCACACGGCCAACGAAAGGGUUUCAUGACCUCAUCCGAGAAGUCGUGAAUAAAAGUCGUUAAAUUGUAACAUGGUGAUUAAAAAGGGAUUGUUUCUCUAUGCCCUGCGAUUGGCGGGCAACCAGUUCAGGGUGUACGCGGCCUCCUGCCCGAUGAUCGCUUGGAAAGGCUCCAGCACUCCUGCGACCGUUGUGAGGCUAAGCGGUGAAGAAAAUGGAUGAAUGUAUAACCGAAUUCAUUCAAGGAAGGGGUUCUUUUUAUGAUGAAUUCAAAAGUACUGUCCGCAAAGAUCCAAAGGGUGGCGCUGUGCUAUCUUGUUGUCCUGAGCCUUCCCUGCAGUCGCCAAAUGCGGUGCCGGCGAUCGUUGGCAUUUUCGGAGAGAGGGCAUGGCAAGAAAGAAACAGCUGCGUGGUGCUGAAAUCCACACGGGAAACGGACACGCGCCUGUUUGGCUCCAUCGCCGACGAGUCCAAAUUUUGCCGUGCUUGGAUGAACAUUUUAGCGAGUUUUCCGAAUCAGGCGCCGCGGGGAGGAAUUAGUGGACGUGAACGAGACAAUGGGGCCGCACAAAAGGUACGUGCACCUCACCGCGUUGCUGUUCGCGGUUCAUGUUUUGGCUUCCGUGACGCAUUAUUCCAUCCCCGAGGAGCUGAAAGAGGGAACCGUUGUCGCGAACCUUGCGAACGACCUCAGCCUGGACGUGACGAGUCUGAUUAGAAGAAAAAUGCGCGUCGACAUCAUCGCAAACAAAAAAUAUUUGGAUGUGAACAAAGAGACUGGGGACCUGUACAUUGCGGAAAAGAUUGACAGGGAGCACAUUUGCACGACGAAAUGGACGUCAUCGUGUUACCUCAAACUGGAGGUGACGCUGGAAAAUCCGCUGCGGAUUUUUAACAUCGAAUUGGAAAUAUUAGACAUGAAUGACAACGCCCCGCAGUUCCGACGAGACGCCAUUCAUUUGGACUUAUCCGAGUCCACGUCCGCGGGGGAGAGAUUCUCCCUAAGCAACGCAGUCGAUCCGGAUGUCGGAAGUAAUUCAGUGAAAACAUAUCAUUUGAGUGAAAGUCACCAUUUUAAUAUCGAAGUCCACACUGGCAGAGAUGGAUCCAAAUUUGCAGAUUUGAUAUUGACGAAGAUGUUAGACCGGGAGCAGCAGGCCGUGCACAAUUUAAUACUGACGGCGGUAGAUGGCGGUACACCUCCGCGUUCCGGUACUGCGAGUAUUAUUGUUCAUGUUUUAGACAACAACGACAACGCCCCUUUGUUUGAUGAAGCCAUAUACGACGUCAAAAUAAUGGAAAAUUCUCCGAUUGGAAGCCUUGUUAUUGAUCUGAACGCGACCGACUUGGAUGAGGGCUCCAAUUCGGAUUUGACAUAUUCGUACAGUUUAUAUACACCCGAGAAAACGCAGGAAACCUUUAAUUUAAAUCCUGCUACCGGCGAGAUUACGGUGAAGGGAACGUUGAACUAUGAAGAGUUCAGGAUUUAUGAUAUGGAAGUCAUCGCGGCAGACAAAGGAGUCAAUAGUUUAGCGGGACAGUGUACCAUCAAAAUUCAGGUGGAGGACAUGAACGACAACCACCCGGAAAUCUCCAUCAAAUCCUUCCAAAGUCCCGUCAGCGAGAACAUCGGCGUGGACUCGGUGAUAGCAGUGGUCAGCGUGAGCGACGAGGACUCGGGCCACAACGGAGUGGUGGACCUUCGCAUCCCGCCAAAUCUGCCUUUCCGACUCAGGGAGUCCUCGGACAACUAUUACCAGCUGGUGGUGUCGGAGCCCUUGGACCGCGAGAAGGUUCCGGAAUACGACAUCACCUUCACGGUGACAGACCGAGGCUCCCCUCCUUUGAGCGACAACGAAACCAUGACUUUACAGCUGCUGGACGUCAACGACAACGUGCCGCGCUUCCCGCAGCCCUUCUACAACAUCCGCGUGCCGGAGAAUAACGCUCCCGGCGCCCUGCUGACGUCCCUGAGCGCCUUCGACCCCGACCUGCACGAGAACCAGUACCUGGUGUACUUCAUCGUGGAGAAGGAGAUCGCCAACACCUCCAUGUCCAUGCUGUUCUCCAUCAACCCGGAGAACGGCAACCUGUACGCGCUCAAGACCUUCGACUACGAGAUGGAGAAGGACUUUCUCUUCCACAUCGAGGCCAGGGACUCGGGCUCUCCUCCGCUCAGCAGCAAGGUGAGCGUCCGCGUGGCGGUGGCCGACCAGAACGACAACGCUCCGGUCAUCGUCUCUCCGUGGCGGGCGCACGGCUCGGCGGUGGAGGAGAAGAUCCCCCGAUCCACGGAGAAAGGCUCUCUGGUGGCCAAGGUGAUCGCCUUGGACGAGGACUCCGUGCACAACUCUCGCAUCACCUACCAGUUCCUGCAGGUGAGCGACGCCUCCCUGUUCAGCCUGGACCAGUACAACGGCGAGAUCCGCACCACCAGGAUGUUCAGUUACAAAGACUGGCGCCACCAGAGACUGGUGGUGGUCGCCAAGGACAACGGGCAGCCCGCCCUCUCCGCCACGGUCACCAUCAAGCUGUCCACGGUGGAAACGGCCGCCAGGGCCUACUCGGACGGCGGCGAGGCGCCUCCGGAAUACGACGUCUUCUCCGACCUCAACGUGUACUUGGUCAUCGGUCUGGGCUCGGUGUCCUUCCUGCUGCUCAUCACCGUCUCGGUCUGCGUGGUGCUCAAGUGUCAGAAGGUCAAGCCCGGCCAGGCGGCCCCUCCCUGCAGGAGCAGCGUGAUCAGCGAGAGGAACUCCACGCUGGCCGAUUCCACCCUGGUGUCCAACGACGCCUACUGGUACAGUCUGUUUCUGGCCGAGACCAGGAAGGGGAAGCUGGUGGUCCGGCAGCCCGUGCCCAAGGGCUCCAGGUACUUCGUGUCCAGCAUUCCCAGGAGCGCCGGCGUGUCCGUCACCAGCGACUCCGCCCCCUCCACCUUGCAGGUUUGCGGGAAAGCUGGAGCCUAUCCCAUCUGGCUUCGGGUGAAAGGCACACGACACCCUUAACUGGUCGCCAGUCAGUUGCAGGGCACAUAUCGAGAAGCUCACU
Messenger RNA from Syngnathoides biaculeatus (alligator pipefish), 3537 nucleotides. Its product is annotated as protocadherin-10-like. Gene Ontology annotation, cellular component: plasma membrane. Gene Ontology annotation, molecular function: calcium ion binding. The transcript has 2 exons. The coding region runs from base 1044 to 3494 and encodes 816 amino acids. Lineage: Eukaryota; Metazoa; Chordata; Actinopteri; Syngnathiformes; Syngnathidae. The record is from RefSeq and is a predicted model, not a curated record. Gene Ontology annotation, biological process: homophilic cell-cell adhesion.